This is a messenger RNA of Calidris pugnax (ruff), 2393 nucleotides long. RefSeq names its product histone H2A type 2-B-like. Gene Ontology annotation, cellular component: nucleosome. The record is from RefSeq and is a predicted model, not a curated record. NCBI's taxonomy places the organism in Eukaryota, Metazoa, Chordata, Aves, Charadriiformes, Scolopacidae. The transcript has a single exon. Gene Ontology annotation, molecular function: protein heterodimerization activity; DNA binding; structural constituent of chromatin. The coding region runs from base 108 to 488 and encodes 126 amino acids.
GUGUAACGGCGUUUGUCUCCCCGCAGGCGCCGGGACCGUCUGCGUUUGCGGCGCUUCUUAGGAGAAGGAGGAGGCGGUCGGCGGCGAGGGGCCGCUGCCUGCCGGCCAUGUCGGGCCGGGGGAAGUCCGGCGGCAAGGCGCGGGCCAAGGCCAAGUCGCGCUCGUCGCGGGCCGGGCUGCAGUUCCCCGUGGGCCGGGUGCACCGGCUGCUGCGGAAGGGAAACUACGCGGAGCGGGUGGGCGCCGGGGCGCCGGUGUACCUGGCGGCGGUGCUGGAGUACCUCUCGGCCGAGAUCCUGGAGCUGGCGGGCCACGCCGCCCGCGACAACAAGAAGACGCGCAUCAUCCCGCGGCACCUGCAGCUGGCCAUCCGCAACGACGAGGAGCUCAACAAGCUGCUGGGCGGCGUGACCAUCGCCCAGGGCGGCGUCCUGCCCAACAUCCAGGCCGUGCUGCUGCCCAAGAAGACGCAGAGCUCCAAGAAGUGAGCGCUGCCCCCCUCCCUACCCUUUACCCUCUCCCCGACCCCCUCCUCACCGUCGCCCCGCCUCCCCUCACGAUAAUGGGGCUGGGGUUCCCCUUCCUGCCCCCCAGCCCGGGCUUGGUGAGCCCUGGUGGCACCCCACCAGUCCUCCACUAGCCCCCCAGCCUGGGCUGUGGUGGGGUGCUGGGGGAGCAUGGGUGAGGUCAGGCCCUGCUUGUGCCCCCACCCUGCCCCUCUUCCUUCUGGAAGAAGUGUUUUUGGAGGAGGCGGCUGGAUCGCUGCUGUCAGCAGUGGUGGCAUUCAGAGCUGUGUGGUCGGGUGACAGUGCAGAGCUGCUGGUGGCUGCUGAGGGUUGUUUUGGCUGGUGUGGGGAUGGACACAGGCACCCCCGGCCACCUCUGCUCUCUGCCAGCCUUGGGGUGGUGCAGGGCCCCCCUACCCCAGGCUGGCCCCGCUCACCCUGGAUUAGGAUGAGACUUGCUGCUGAUGUGCCCCCUCCCAGCGAUGCCAUCCCAGCUGCACUGCAGCGGGGAGGGCAGGGGGCUGGAAAAAUGUGAAAAAGAAGGGAAAGUUUCUCCAUUGGCAAGAAGUGACUGUUAGUUUUAGUUUUGUUAAUGGUAAAGCUAGUGCAUUGCCUACUGUAAAGAAGCUCUAGUCUUAUUUAUUUUAAGGUCUCUUAUUUUGGGGUACCUCCCUGCAAAGUCACCUUCCCACGGUUCCCUGACUCGGCGGGCGCUGGGGGAUUUGGUGGUCCCACAUGCUGUGGGUCCUGCUGGUGGGGUGGGGUGGAGGCUGCAGUGACAAAUCCCCUCGGAGAGCGUCGCAAGGUCAGGCGCCCGCCGGGAGUGGGAGCUGCCAUCUUCUGCGUGGCUCUCCCUUCCUCUCCCGGCUGCAGAAGCCCUUCGUCUUGCUGAGAGCUACCCUGUACCCUCGUUGCACUUCUUCAAUGACAUGCCGUGUCUCUUUUUUUUGUUGUUGGUUGUUGUUGCUGUUGUUUGUUUGUUCAACACUAUUUCUGGCUCUGAGAAAUAAAAGUGAUGAUGAUAUCUGUUAACUGUUAACCCUCUAUGGAUUAGUAUUUCUUUUUUUAAAAAGGAACCCUAGAGUUUGUAUUAAACCCCACUCCUGGCUAGUUCUGUAUUUAUUUAAUGGCUGCGUGGAUAAGGUGGGAGCGUGGGGGCAGGGUAGUUGUCCCGUGACACCCGGAGUCGCUGAUGCAGAGACAGCUUUCCUCGCUGCCCAGAGCAGCCUGCUUCUGUGGAGGCCCAUAGUUGUGUGCAUGCGGCAGUGUCUAGGCAAUGGGACCUUAGACCUUCAUGACAUGUUUUUUUGUUGGUUUUUUUUAAGUUAAAAAAGGAAAAAACAAUAAAUGAGCAACUUCUGUUUAUGUGCUGUAAGUAGCAUGUGUUCAACCUAUUGAAUCAGCUGUUAAACCUUGUGGAUGAAGUAACUUGCCUGGCUCUGAGUUUAUUAUUAUCUAGAGUAGAUGAACCUGGAUGCUCCUCAACCGGUUUUAUAGAAGGGGGUUUUUCACUGCGUUGUGGAAGGUGGAAGCGGUGUGUUCGUUAGUGUUGUGUUAAUUGGGGGGGGAGCAGACAUGUCCCACAGUUAUGCUGGGGUACCCUGACUUCAGUGGGUGGGGGGCACCUGGCCACAGCCCCCCUGGGCUGUCUCCAACUCCUGUAAAGUGACUGUUGGUGAGGUGGGGGUGAGGGGUUUCCUCUCCGUGCCCUGCGAGGUGGUCGACAUCUCUGUAUGGGAGUGUCUCCUUCUCUCCCUCUUGUCUUCUCCAGGACUCGGUGUUCUGUACAACCCGAGAGUGCUUUGUAUUUCUUAGAAAAAUGCAGAACUUGUGAUACUGAAAAGAAUGGUGCAAACCAAUAUCUGAUUAAACUGGUUCCCUGUCGAA